AUUUUUAAUUUCUUUUACUUUUCUCUGAAACUCAGCAAUGGCGUCGACGAAGCCCGGUCCCGAAAUCGACCUUGAAGAAGAGGCGGAAGGCGGAGGUGCAGCCGUAGACUGUUUGAAUUUCACAGCAGAUGGCGAGGCUACGAGCUUGCUCGUUUGUUACUCUGCGCUCGACGACAGGGACAUCGAUUGCAAUCCUUAUUUCCCUUUCUCUGGCGCGAUUUCAGAUUCUGGAUCAGGUUCUUACACGGAUACAGAACCUGCUCCGUACAACUGUCCAAUCGAUUUCUUCGAUCGAGAAUCUUCCGGGGUUGACGCGGCUGAGUACUUGGAAUCGGAGGGGCUGACCACCGAUGAUUUCAAUAUAUGGGGCUUUUAUGACCCCAAGGAAGACGAGGAGGAGAUCGUUUUGGGGGCUGGAUGUGUGUCGGGAUCCGGGUCAGGAUCCGAUUCGGAUCGGCAACAUGGUAACUCAGACGAGCAAGGGCUUCGAGUGACCGGUAUCGAUUCAGAUUCCGAUUACGAAGAUGGCGUGUUCGAUUUUACUUUAGGGGAUAGUGAGAAUGAGGCUAAUGUUCUGGGUCGGGUCGAGGUCGGUACGGGUCGUCCUCCUGUCUGGGAUUACGCCUUCGAUGGGGAAACCAUGGUGGCUGAUGAAGAUUUGGAGGAGUUGCAGAACGCGAUUAGCUGGACGCUUAUGUCUUUUAGUAGAUCCGAAGAAGAGGAGGAAGAGGGAGAAGAAGAAUUGUCUUCUCCAUCAAGAAAUUCAUCAAGGGAUGAUCAAGAAGAGCAUGAACUGGACUGGCAGGUCUUGUUAACUGUGAACAACGUUGUUAAUUACAUCGAACAAGCUGAAGGAAUCGUGAUAAGCCCUGGUGAUAUCGAUCCGAGUCAUUACCUGUAUCUAGCUAGUUUGGAUGAAUAUGCCGAGAAUCAUAUUGAUGAUGAUGCUAUCUUUGGGCAAAUGUUUGAUAACGAGACUGGAAUCAGGGGAAAUCCUCCAGCUGCAAAAAGGGUGAUUGAGGAUCUUCCAGUUGUGGAACUUACAGUGGAAGAAGUAAACAAAGGGAACAUCUUUUGUGCGGUCUGCAAAGAUGAAAUGGUCAUAGAGGAGAAAGUGAAUAUGCUUCCUUGUAGGCAUUCCUAUCAUGGAGAGUGUAUUGUGUCUUGGUUGAAGAUAAGGAAUACUUGUCCGGUUUGUCGGUUUGAGUUUCCUACUGAUGAUUUUGAGUAUGAAAGGCAUAGGAGAUCAUCACAAAGCAGUCUUUUCCUUACCGGGUAGAUAUAGUGUUGAUUUUAUUUGAAGUAUCUGUUCGUCAUGUUAAUAGUCACAGUUUGAGAAUCCUUGAACCACUUUGUUUGUGAUAAGCACUCAUCGUAAAUUCCAAAGUGCUCAUGUUGUAGAUAUUCUUUUUUUAUGACAUAAUAUCAAGUUGGACCUUUGAAGGCCAUAU
Eutrema salsugineum is the source of this 1451-nucleotide messenger RNA. Its product is annotated as E3 ubiquitin-protein ligase Praja-2. The record is from RefSeq and is a predicted model, not a curated record. Gene Ontology annotation, biological process: protein ubiquitination. Gene Ontology annotation, molecular function: ubiquitin protein ligase activity. Gene Ontology annotation, cellular component: cytoplasm. The transcript has a single exon. NCBI's taxonomy places the organism in Eukaryota, Viridiplantae, Streptophyta, Magnoliopsida, Brassicales, Brassicaceae. The coding region runs from base 38 to 1279 and encodes 413 amino acids.